Messenger RNA from Acaulospora colombiana, 161 nucleotides. The record is from the annotation of a GenBank genome assembly. NCBI's taxonomy places the organism in Eukaryota, Fungi, Glomeromycota, Glomeromycetes, Diversisporales, Acaulosporaceae.
AAUGAAGCAGUUGUGAUUUGGAUUGGUAAGGCGGUCCAUUUCUUCAUGGAACAAGAGGAACUCCCCGGGCAAAACAAAUUGAAAGGCGUGGGGUUGAGAAUGGUGAAAGCAACGUUGCAGCGUGUGCAAGAGAUUGAGAGUGACAAUGAUCUACAUAUCGG